Callorhinchus milii (elephant shark) is the source of this 1500-nucleotide messenger RNA. RefSeq names its product solute carrier family 30 member 7 (gene slc30a7). Gene Ontology annotation, molecular function: zinc ion transmembrane transporter activity. Lineage: Eukaryota; Metazoa; Chordata; Chondrichthyes; Chimaeriformes; Callorhinchidae. Gene Ontology annotation, biological process: intracellular zinc ion homeostasis; transmembrane transport; zinc ion transport. Gene Ontology annotation, cellular component: Golgi apparatus; membrane. The record is from RefSeq and is marked provisional.
AGUCAGGGCUGGUUGCCGGGAGGCGCUGCAGUCAGUAUGUUACCUCUGUCCAUUAAGGACGAUGAGUAUAAGCCGCCGCGGCUUAAUCUGCUGCGCAAGGUCUCCGGCUGGUUCAGGUCCAUCCUGUCGGACGCCACGUCCCGGAACCUCUUCCUCUUCCUGCUGCUGAACCUCUCCUUCGCCUUCGUGGAGCUGCUGUACGGCAUCUGGAGCAACAGUUUAGGUCUCAUUUCGGAUUCAUUCCACAUGUUCUUUGACUGCACAGCGCUUCUAGCUGGACUUGCAGCAUCGGUCAUCUCCAGGUGGCGGUCGAAUGAUACUUUCUCCUACGGCUAUGUGCGGGCUGAAGUAUUGGCUGGCUUUGUCAACGGACUGUUCCUGAUCUUCACAGCAUUUUUCAUUUUCUCAGAAGGAAUUGAGCGAGCGCUGGAACCUCCCGAAGUGCAUCAUGAGCGUCUGCUCUCGGUCUCUAUACUUGGUUUCCUUGUUAAUUUGGUUGGAAUAUUUGUGUUUAAGCAUGGUGGCCAUGGACACUCUCAUGACGGUGGUCAUGGCCAUAGUCACUCGCUGUUCAAUGGAGGACAUCCUGGCCUGAGCCAUGGACACAGUCAUGGAGAUCAUGGGCAGGAGUGUAGUUCUGGGCAUGGCCACGGGCACUCCCACAAUAGCGGGCAGGAACACUCUCAUGCUAAGCGGCACUCCCACGAUGAUCAUCAAUAUGACAUACUUCCAGCAAAAGGAUCAAACAAACAGAUUUUAGAAGGAGUUUUCCUGCACAUUCUUGCCGACACGCUGGGAAGUGUUGGUGUAAUAAUAUCUGCCCUUCUGAUGCAAAACUAUGGUCUCAUGAUAGCAGACCCUAUCUGCUCCAUGUUGAUUUCUUUCCUUAUAGGAAUAAGCGUUAUCCCACUCUUAAAGCAAUCCAUUGGGAUUCUAAUGCAACGCACGCCACCCUCCCUGGACUCUAUUCUGCCCCAGUGCUACCAGCGGGUUCAGCAUUUGCAAGGAGUGUACAGUGUGAAUGAUACCCACUUUUGGACCUUAUGCAGUGAUGUAUAUAUUGGCACAAUAAAGCUUUUAGUAGCUCCUGAUGCAGAUGCACGGUGGAUUUUGAGCCAGACGCACAACGUUUUCACUCAGGCAGGAGUCAGGCAGCUUUAUGUCCAGAUUGACUUUGCAGCUAUGUAGACACACCUGACCUUGUGAUCCAAUUUCCCUGGUGCUGGAAUCAGGGUAUAAUUGUACCUGUCGUUGGCCAUUGGAUUUAAACACCACCACUAUACAGCAAGCCCAGGUGUAUCUACAAGGUCCCACCAAGAGGUCCUCUGCCAGUGAUUGAAGGAUCUGGAAGCCCCUUUAUGUCUGGACCUAGAACAUCUUUGUUUGAGUUUUGUCUUUUUAUAAAGUAGUUAUAAUGACAUCCAUGAUGUGACUUGUAUAUAGUGGUGUUCUAAUCUUUGUCUUUAACAAAGGUACUUAAAUUACACAUUCCUGAAAUCC